Molecule: messenger RNA, 1389 nt
Organism: Prunus avium (sweet cherry)
Lineage: Eukaryota; Viridiplantae; Streptophyta; Magnoliopsida; Rosales; Rosaceae
Gene: JAZ1
Product: jasmonate-zim-domain protein 1
Biological process (GO): response to wounding; regulation of defense response; regulation of jasmonic acid mediated signaling pathway
Cellular component (GO): nucleus
Source: RefSeq, a predicted model, not a curated record
CCAAUAAUAAUUAACAACUAAUAUUUUAUUAAAUUAAUAAGCAGAGAUAAACCUCUUGCUCUCUCUCUCUCUCAGAGGAAGAUGUAGAUAAAGCCAUAAAGGGUAGAGAGAGAGGAGAGAGGGCCUCAAGUCUUCUCUCAGUACAUGAAGAAAAGGGUAUAAAGAGAGCUUGUUUCAGCGCCAAGAUUGAUACUGCCAUAUUUGUCUGUCUUUAUUUUUAUAUUUUUGCGUUUAGAAAAGGGAGAAAAAAAAUUGGAUUUUGAGUUGUGGGUUGUGUGAUUGUGAAUUGGGUCGGCGAGAAUGUCGAGUUCAUCGGAGACUAUGGAGGUUUCAGGGCAAAGAGGGUUGAGGAUGGCGGAGAAGCCAUCGAGCUUCACUCAGACUUGUAGCAUGCUCUGCCAGUACCUCAAAGAGAAGGGCAGCUUUGGAGAUCUGAGCCUUGACAUGGCAUGCAACAUGCAACAAUCCAACGGGACAGGGACACCUGAGAUGUUUCAUCAGAAAGCCCCACCCGUGAAUUUCUUUCCAUUUAUGGAAAACUCAAGGAACCUGCCAGCAACUCCUAGAGACUUCAAAUCCAUGGAUUUGUUUCCUCAACAAGCUGGUUUUGGUUCCUCUGUUCCCAGAGAAGACGUUCCCAAGAUGGCUGAUUCUAGUGUGAAGAAAUCUGCCCCAGGAGAGCCUCAAAAGGCACAAAUGACCAUCUUCUAUGGCGGACAAGUAAUUGUGAUCGACGAUUUUCCAGCAGACAAGGCAAAGGAAGUCAUGCUCUUAGCAAGCAAGGAAAGUUCCCACGGCCAAGCCACUCAGGCUUCUAUUCCGGCCAAGAGUAACAAUGUGUUUGCCUCUCAUUUGGGCAAGAAUCCAAUGAAUUCCAGCAGUUCAGUUCCUCCAAGUGCUAACAUGUUUCCCAAGUUUGGCAAUCAAGUCAUUCAGGAGGCCCCUAAGCCAUCGCCUCAACCCAUUGUUUGUGAUCUACCGAUUGCAAGGAAAGCUUCACUUCACCGAUUCCUGGAGAAGAGAAAGGAUAGGAUCAACAACAAAGCACCAUACCAAACAAGCAGCCCUGCAGCCGGCCCGGCGAAGCCAGCUGAAGGCAAGUCAUGGUUAGGCUUGGCUGCUCAACCAACCCAAUGAUAUGAGCGCCAAUAUAUAUAUAUGCAUCCUUUAGGCUUAUAUUAUAGUUCCAAGUCUGCUAUCUUUUCACAUUUGGCGGGCUAAGCCAAGAAUUUCAUGUAGCUCUAUUUUUGUUAAAUUGUAAGGCUUGGCUCAACUGAGCGGAUGCCAUAGAAUAUGGUACUAACUGUUGAUUGAUCUUAGCUGCUGUUGUUGUAAUUAAGCUUUGAAGAAAAGGAAUUCAAUUAAUGAUAAUCUUGAAUUUAUAAUUAA